Messenger RNA from Mugil cephalus (flathead mullet), 1938 nucleotides. RefSeq names its product SIX homeobox 6a (gene six6a). NCBI's taxonomy places the organism in Eukaryota, Metazoa, Chordata, Actinopteri, Mugiliformes, Mugilidae. The record is from RefSeq and is a predicted model, not a curated record. Gene Ontology annotation, biological process: regulation of transcription by RNA polymerase II; eye development. The transcript is spliced from 2 exons. Bases 593 to 1330 code for a protein of 245 amino acids. Gene Ontology annotation, cellular component: transcription regulator complex; nucleus. Gene Ontology annotation, molecular function: DNA-binding transcription factor activity, RNA polymerase II-specific; RNA polymerase II cis-regulatory region sequence-specific DNA binding.
CGGUGGGGCGGCCAAACGAUUGAAAACGCGAAGCAAAAAGGUCAAAAUGUUUAUAUUAUUUUUGAAAAGGGAGGUGCUGAGAUCUCCUUUCCGCCCGAUUGGCCGAACUUGACAGUGAUUGACGUGCAUCCAUGGCAACCGGGCAACCAAUCUGCCAAGUCCAAUAGGAAAUCAUCGGAGGGGGCUUGACUGUCUUUUUCUCCCCCCCUUAAAAAUACAUCUCGGCUCCGGCUUUAAUUCUUUCCUACACUCAGUCCUAGCCUACCUUGACAAAUACAUCGCCGCUCCGGCAUUUUUUUUUUUUUAUUUUUCCUGCACCUUCAGCCCUUUGCCUGCCAAGUUUGCCAAGCCCGAGGAUGCGGUAGCCGGCCCCCGCGCAUCAUCGUCCCUCCUCCGCGGCGUUUCUUGUCUGCGAUUUCCACGGCUGGUCAGACGAUUGGUUCGGUAAACUUUGGGAUUGCCUUGUUUUUUUUUUUUGGUUUGUCUUGGAUUUGCCUUGGCGCACGGAGAGAAGACGCGAGGAGGACCCGACGCCGGGGAGAGAGCGAGAGAGGAGAAAGGAGGGGGAGAGGGACACACAGGAGAAGCCUCCAUGUUUCAGCUGCCCAUCUUGAAUUUCAGCCCCCAGCAGGUCGCCGGGGUCUGCGAGACUCUGGAGGAGAGCGGGGACGUCGAGCGUCUGGGCCGCUUCCUCUGGUCGCUGCCCGUUGCGCCAGCGGCCUGCGAGGUCCUCAACAAGAACGAGUCGGUGCUGAGGGCCAGGGCCGUCGUCGCUUUCCACACGGGAAAUUUCCGCGAACUCUACCACAUCCUGGAGAACCACAAGUUCACCAAAGAGUCGCACACGAAGCUGCAGGCGCUGUGGCUCGAAGCGCACUACCAGGAGGCUGAGAAGCUGCGGGGCCGCCCGCUGGGGCCAGUGGACAAAUACAGGGUACGGAAGAAGUUUCCCCUACCCAGAACCAUUUGGGAUGGAGAGCAGAAAACCCACUGCUUCAAGGAGAGAACCCGGCACUUGCUAAGAGAAUGGUACUUGCAGGAUCCCUACCCAAACCCCAGUAAAAAGCGGGAGCUUGCUCAAGCUACCGGACUUACACCCACACAAGUAGGAAACUGGUUCAAAAACCGCAGACAAAGAGACAGAGCAGCGGCUGCGAAGAACAGGCUCCAACAGCAGGUCCUGUCCGGCGGCUCGGUUCGCUCCCUGGCGGACGACGACGCCACCGUGGACCGCCUGGGGAACUCGUCCAGUCCGGAGGCCAGUCUGUCCAGCAAAGCAGCCGCCUCGGCCAUCUCCAUCACCUCCAGCGACAGUGAAUGUGACAUCUGACGGGCAGAUCGAGGGUGUUAAUGCAUUAAGGGGAUGCGAGUGAAAGACAAUCUAAUAAAACAAGUCAUAGUGCCUGCGUUGAGUUUAAAAAAAAAAAAAAAAAAAAAAAUCACACACAAACUGAUAUUUGACGGCUGACAAAACACGAGGGGAUUUGUGAUCCGCGGCGGACUGCCCGUCCUUAUCCUUUUAGGCCUACUUUUGUUUGCGUUUUACCCACGUGUGGAUAACCGAACUUAAUACGGACGAAACACAGUUCACGGACUAAUCAACCAACGCUACCAGAUGAAAAAAUACAUAUUAAAAAAAAAAAAAGGAAAAGGGAUGAGGGCAUCCAAACGCGCCUAACCUGCUGUUCUCUGUGGGUAUUUCAUGUUGAAAAGAACUGUGAUAUUUUUACUUUACUUUCAAAGUUUUAUAAAUAAUGUUUAUUUGCCUAUUUAAAACGAUCUGCUCUGUCUCUUCGAAUUUCAUAUUCAUUUGCUUGGUGUUUUUAAUACUUACCUUGUACACAGGUAAACCUGUUGAGCAUGCGCGCUUUAGUGAAAAUGUGUUUCAGUAAAAGAAAAAAAAGUAAAGAUAACUUAAUAAAAAUAAUUGUUGAUGAA